UUUCGCAUCACUAGUGCACACUCAUCAAAUUCAUCGCAGUUGUUACGUGAAAAAGUUGUCAAAGGCUGAUUUUGUUUAGUUUAAGUGUUUAAUAAAUAUUUUUCACUUCAUUAAAGUGCGUUAAACGAAUUGUACAAAUGUAUUAAUAUUAAAAGCUAACAACUGCAUUUUUUUUGAAAAUCGUGAUACGGAAUAUAAGAGAAGCCACAGGAAUUCAAGAAGAAAGCCUGAUUAUGGAUCAUAUAUUCCAAUCGUAUCCGGAGGAUGCACGCCGCAUUGGCGAAGAGUAUUUAUCCAGUCUAACGGAUUUGAAUUGCAAUAGCAAGCCGCUCAUCAAUAUGCUCACCAUGCUCGCCGAGGAGAAUAUCAACUAUGCCCAUGUCAUUGUGCGCGUGGUGGAAUAUCACAUCAGCCAGGUGCCGCCCGAAUUCAAAUUGCCCAUACUAUAUUUAAUUGAUUCAAUAAUUAAGAAUGUGAAAAGCAGCUACGUUCAGCUGUUUGGGCAAUGCAUAGUCAACAUAUUUCUCAACGCCUUCGAGUCGGUACAACACUCGCCAUCGCAGGUGCUGGAGAAAGUGCGUGAGCGCAUGUAUCUGCUCCGGCAGACCUGGAACGAUGUGUUCCCGCCAUCCAAAAUGUAUGCCCUAGAUGUUAAGGUCAAACGUCUGGACAACAAUUGGCCGAUUACUGCCAAACCAAGUCAGCCAAACAAAAUACACGUUAAUCCUGCCAUUCAUGUCAAUCCCGAUUUUCUGAAGACGGGCAUGGUGCCUAUGCCGGUGAACUCGGCCCUGCCUGGAGACAUGGAGGAGAUAUUACAGGCCAAAACUCGUGAGCUGCUGGAGCUCAAGAAGCGCAAGCUGGAACUUGAAUUGGAGCAAACUAAAAUGCAUUUAAAGGAACAGGAGCGUCAACUAAGUCAAGCAGCAGAUGCCAUUGCUGUAGCGCCAAUCGGCAUGCCUGCUCCCGUAUCCGUACUGCGUCCACCAGGCAUGGAAACUGUCAUACCACCAACUGUGGCGGCUCCCAUGUAUCCCAGCGGCAUGCGCCACGUGCGUCCCAUGGCGCCUGUUGCGGCCGGCGGCAUGAUUCCAAUAAUUGGACAACCGCCUUUUGCCAACAAACCAAAAGUGCAUCCGGUUAAUCCGGCUAUGCUCAAUUCGGUACGUCCGCGCGAUCCGCGCCUGGCGCGCCAAAUGCAGCCGCAACAGUCAGCACAAAUGGCAGCGCCCAUGCGUGCACUGGAUCCACGCCUCGAGAACCACAAAACUUCCGCUCCCUCCAGCUCCUCAACAACAACACACAAAUCUAGUCGAUCGCGCAGCAAAUCACCCCUGCGCAACACAGGCAGCAACCGCUCCAGCAAGUUAGGUAGCAGCAGCAGUAAUCAUCACAGCUCCUCAAGCAACCGAAAGCGAAGCGAAUCCAAAAGCUCUACUGCCUCAACAUCAUCCUCUGGCUCUGAUGGCAGGCACAAGGGCGGCAACAGCAGCAGUGUCUCGCCUGUCAAGCGUACGUCAAGCUCGCGCGACAAGCAUUCGGGCAAGGAGCAUAACGAACGCAAUGCACACAAUGGCGGUUCGCCGGCAAUCAGUAAGCGCAAGAGCAGCUCACCCGCUAGCUCACCAGCCAAAUCUAAGCGCAAUGCCACACACAAAACUAUAACCGGCCGCAGCAAAUCCGGUGGCACCAGCAAUGCGCGAUCGCGCAGUCGAUCGCCAAUUUACUUGGAUGUGGACAUGCGCAGCGUGGAGCGCAGCAAAUCACCAGAGCCAACGAAGACAACACCAGCUGUAACAGUAGCUCCAGCAGCUGCAGCAGACGCCACGGCCACAACAGCGACAACUCCAGUUAACGCCGUCAUCGCAAAUGAUUUAGAGAAACCGAAUUUAUCAACAGCAACAAUGCUAACAGCAGCAGCAACAACAACAGCAGCACCAGCAACAGUCGCCACGAACGCGACCGGCGUCAGACAAUCCUCGCCAGCGCCCGCGUCAUCGGAGUCUCUUGGCAAGCAGCUGUCGCAGGGCGCCGGUGAGAAGCGUUCAGCUGGUCAGCUGCCGCCCGAUGGCGAUACCGAUGAGGAGGAUAAACAGCAGCAACCACAACAGAAACGCAGCAAAUCCACCAAACUGGAUGCUCUCUUUGGCAGCGAGGAUGUCGAUUUGCGACGCGAGUUGCCUGUCAAACCAAAUACUAUUGUGCCAGGUGCCGUUAUUGUCGUCGAAGAUGACUCUAUGGACAAUUGGGAGGCCAACAAGCAAACUGCCAAACAACCUUCGUCGCCCGUCAAAAAGCCCACGCUGGAUGAACUACGCGCCAAAUUGGCCAAGACUGUGCGUCACAACAACAAGAUAUCUAAGGAAAAAUCCAAAGAGCAUCCCAUGGCGCAGCGUAUUAAGCAGCUGUCGGAGCUAAAGUCCAACGAUGACUCGCAGGAGGCGCACGACGAAAAGAUGCGCACGAUUCUCAGCCAGGCGCAGGAGAUGUUCGAGAAUCACGGAAUGAAUCAGGAACAAUACAAAGAGCUAGUCAGCAAGGUGGUGGUCAUGAGCGAGAGCAGUAAAUUGAAGGAGCGACGCCGCGAGGCCGCCGAUGAUGAGGAUAUGGAACGCAAUGCCGCACGCGAUGCGGUGCUGCGUAAGCGCAUACCCAAACUGAAGGGCAAUGAAAACCACGCCUCCAGUUCGCCGCGCAGCGAUGGUGAGCCACGUUACGAGGAGCAGCUGAUGCCGGCGCAGGCCAUGCCCGAAAAACCACAGCAGCCGCCCAAGCAGAAGAAUAAACGUGAUGGCAAGCGGCGUAAGCCUAGCAAAUGGGGCGAGCAGGUGGAUCCGGCGGCAGCACAACGAGCCGCUUGGCAGCUGGCCCAGAACAACAAUAAUAAUAACAACAACAACAAGCGCAUGGCAGGAGGCAAUGUGGCAGCCGGCGGAGGUGGCGGCGGUGGUUUUCGCGGCAUGCCAUGGCAGCAUCCACCGCUGGUUAUGACACAAACUGCGGUGCCACCACCACCGCAGCCGCCCUCAAUGCUGUCACUACCGCCUGUGCCGCCGGUAAGCAUAACCAAGGCCAUUAAUUCAUUGGAUAAUCCGAUGGCGGAUGUGGUGCGCAGCAUAACCAUCGAUGGCGGCAGCAAGGAGAUACGCUUUUAUAACCAGGUGGCCAUCAUAUUCAUGGAUGGCGAUGAGCCGCACGAGAUUGGCUUUCAGCAUGGCCAGCGUGCCAUCUACAUUGAUCACAAUGAGCCGCUGGCGUUGAGCUUCAACGAUGACUACAAGCCCUUUCAGUUGGAUGGGCAACUGCAUCGCAUACGCUUUGGCCAUCCCUCCCGUGAGCUAUAUAUCGAUGAGCACUGGUAUGAGAUCUACUUUGGUGGGCCGCCCGUUUCCCUGCCGAUUGGCAACAAACUGCACGUACUGAAGGCGGAGGGACCACCCCCCAAUGUGGACAUAGGCCGCGUGCGCCGGGAUCUGGUUGUAGGCAAGAUCAACAUGAUUGUCGAUGCACACACAAUAGUGCCGCUCUUCCUGGACGGGCGUCAGCAGACGUUCCAUUUGGGCGCCGAGCAGCAUUCUCUGCAAUUUGUGGACAGUUUCUUGUAUGCGCUGCUCGAUGGGCAGCUCCAGAAGCUAGAAUAUGGCGGCUUGCCCAAGAGCAUGAAGUUAAAUGGUGGCCGCAAUUGUUUCAUACGCUUUGGCACAUUGCCCAAAGGAGUGCAGGCGGGCAAGGCGCAUGUUCAGGAUAUGGUGUACAUUAAGACCGAGGCGCCAGCGGAGCCUCCACAGCCGCCGCCACUGCCAGUGCCCGUGAUUGCAGCCGCAGCACCGCCAGCAGUUCCGACGCCCGAGCAGCCAGCAGCGGCUCCAACAACAACUCCAGCUCCCGCAGUCCCACUGCCCGUGGCUGCAGCUGCUCUAGGUAAUCUCAACAUUGAUGAGCUCUUCCAGAAACUCGUCUCGUCUGGCAUAAUUGGUGGAUCAGCGACAUCUGCUGUUGCAAGCAGUAGCGGCGCCGUCAAAGCACCUGCUGUGGAGACGACCUCCAGCUCCAGCAAAGAUGCAAAUGCAGCAGCAGCAGCAGCUGCGCCUGCUGCACCGCCCACGGAGCCCAUUAAGCGCAUUGAACUUCACAAACCAGAAACAAUCAAGACGCGACAGUCGGCUGUUAUAGCCACCUUAUAUUUGGGCAUGCAGUGCAGCAGCUGUGGUGUACGCUUCCCGCCUGAGCAGACCAUCAAGUAUAGCCAACACUUGGACUGGCAUUUCCGACAAAAUCGGCGGGAACGUGACUCGACGCGCAAGGCAACGUCCAGACGUUGGUUUUAUGAUCUCAAUGAUUGGCGGCAAUACGAAGAAAUUGAGGAUGUGGAGGAGCGUGAAAGGAACUUCCUGGAGGCGCAGGGUCAGCAACUGGGACCCGAUGCCAUCGAUGAGGUGUCGCAGCAGCGUUCAUUGGACUCACCCGUGCCCAGCUGUGCCGCUGGCACGGAUGAUUUGGAUCGCGGCUGUGAUAUGUGUCACGAGAAAUUCGAACAGUUCUACAACGAAGAGCUGGAGGAAUGGCAUCUUCGCUCGGCUAUACGGGUGGACGAGAAAAUCUAUCAUCCUCUGUGCUAUGAAGACUACAAGGCGUCUCUUAAUCCGCCGGCGGCAGUAAAUGAUUCCACGACCAAUGGGGAUAUGGAUAUGCUUAAUGCCAGCGAUGACAAUGCCAUGGAUACGCUUAUCAAGCUGGAGGAUGACUCGGAUGAUGCCAAUAAGACAUCAACCAUGCUGCUGGAUGACGAUGAUGACGAUGUCAUUGUGCUGCCUAAUGAGGAGCCGAGUGUUACAGAAAUCGUCGACGACGAUGAUGAUGAAUAUGUGCCGAUGGCUGUGACUGCCGAACCAGAGACAGAGGCGCCAAGUGAGAAGCCAACAAUGUCAGCAACUUCUAGCGAACAGGAGCAACAGAACGAACAACAAAAGGAUGAAGAACAACAACAACAACAAAGGGCAGAGAAUGCCAAUGAGUCAGAUGUAGAGAUACAGGAGCCAAACAUUCCCUUUACCGAUUUGGACACCUACGUAGAAAAAGAGCCAGUGCCAAUGCUUAAUGUUAAAAUCAAAGAGGAGCCCAAAGAUGAUGACGAAGAGGACGAAGAUGACGGCUUUGAGGAUGUGGGCACGGUGGUACAAUUGCUGCCACUGCCAGAAGAUGAAAUAUCUAUACUAAGCAGUGAAACUCAAACCCAGACUAUCGAUUCAACCGCCUCGCCGGCAACCCUGGAGCGUCCCGCCUCGGUAACAUCGCUUUCUAUGACGGCCAAUGAGGAUGAUCUGGAACUGGAGCCAAGCAAUGCGAUGACAGGCAACAGCGAGGCUGAAUUUAAUGGUGAGAAUCCACAGGAGACGCAUAAUCUGAGCGCAGCGGGACCGGGGCCGGCGUUACCUUUGGCUAGCAUAGUUAAUAAAAUAAAAAUAAAUAUCACUAAGAAUACAAGUAGUAAUAGUCAUAAUAGUGCCUCAACAACAACGACGACGUCGGCAGCGGCAACAGCAGCAGCAGCAACGGACUCGCAAGUGUCGGCCAUAAGUGUCAUUGGCGCCACGGGAAAUUCCGAUGUGCAUCAGCAGCAGAAUUCCAUACAAACAAUUUCAACAAUUCCAGUGCUGUGCGGAGGCAACACGUUUGUGCCGAAGAUUGCCACCAGCAACAGCAGCAGCUGCAUUAAUGCGCCGCCUGCAAACAUUAGUUCCAUUUCGGUUAUUGGCAGCAGCUACGGCAGCAGCAGCAGCAACAACAACAAUAAUGUCAACUCACGUUUGCCCACACUAGCAACAACAACAACAACAACAGCAACAUCAUCGCUGGGCGCGCCAGCAGCAUCAACUGGCAGCAGCAGUGGCGGCGGCGGCGGCGGCUCAGCAACGACGGCCGCUGCGCAAAAGUCGAUAACACCACCACCCGCUGCAGUUGAAGCUGAGCCGGAGCCUGUUAUCGAACUGAAGCCGGCGCUGCGACAGGUGACGCUCAAGAAAACGAAGAAAGUGCAAAAUGGCGUCGAAACGUCGGGCCUGUGCUCGAUCAUGUAAAAGUGAGAGGGCACAUGCCCAUUAUUCCUAUUCUCACUUAAUGUGUUUUUUAUAAUUAGCAAUCUUAAAAUUUUAAUUUAGAACGUUACUUAGUUUUAGGCAAUUACAGACGCGCGGUCAAUAGCGUGUUUUUGGUUCUCCGUAGGUACCUUAACUUCCCCUCCACUUUCAUAAACCAAACCAACCAACGCCUGCCUGGGCAGCGCACAGAGCGCAACACUUAAUUUAUUUUUAUUACCAUAAUAAUGCAAAUAAAAAGAAAAACUUACACAAAACGAGAAAUCAACGUAUACAUAAUUUGUGAUAAUUUUAUAACACUCGGGAGAACAUAUUCAGUUAGACAAAUCAAACUUAAUUCAUCAUUAUAAUUUAUGUAAUGCGUGUUUGCUAAAUUUGAAACAAUAAAUGAAAAACGGAAUUCAAA
Drosophila montana is the source of this 6501-nucleotide messenger RNA. It is a transcript of the gene Pcf11, whose product is annotated as Pcf11 cleavage and polyadenylation factor subunit. Gene Ontology annotation, biological process: termination of RNA polymerase II transcription. Gene Ontology annotation, cellular component: cytoplasm; mRNA cleavage factor complex. Gene Ontology annotation, molecular function: mRNA binding; RNA polymerase II complex binding. The record is from RefSeq and is a predicted model, not a curated record. The coding region runs from base 234 to 6077 and encodes 1947 amino acids. The transcript is spliced from 12 exons. NCBI's taxonomy places the organism in Eukaryota, Metazoa, Arthropoda, Insecta, Diptera, Drosophilidae.